ACACCCCAUUGAGAAUGAAUUCUCUGUCAAGUUACGAUGUUAGCCAGAUAUUCCAACUGAUAACGACUCUUAAAAAAAGUUUCUGAAAAGCAUUUUGCCAGACGUUUAUAGAAGUAAGAAACAUGUUUUUAUUUAACCACCAGAACCUCCGUAAAAAUUGAGACUGUUAUUUCUGGAGAUUCUAGAAUUUCCUUUGGAAAUAUCCCCUAACUAAAAGAAAGUCUGAUGUAGCUUCAUAAAAAUCUAAGUUAUAGUAGGUGCUGUGUUACUGAAAGCCACUGAGAAGACGGGGUUAAAAGCCCCAAAGUGGCUACAAACCAUAUAAGGAGAAACCCAAUUUUUUUUUAAAACUUGUGAUGAGCUCACGUUCUGCUUUUUGUUUUUUCUGAAAGCUGAAGUCAGUAACGGUGAGAGAGGCAGCCGGUCACGACCUGCGGUGGCUCUGGGGUCCCGCCUCCCGGGACUCCGUGCCAGGCACACUGAGCAUGCAAGCCGCUCUUGUGAUGACAGCUUGGCUGGUUUCCGUAGUUCCCAGUCACGAAUAUGGAGAGAACAGUUUGCCAGACAUCAAAAAUGAAGAUUUCAUCAAAGACUGUGUUCGAAUUCAUAACAAGUUCCGAUCAGAGGUGAAACCAACAGCCAGUGCUAUGCUAUACAUGACGUGGGACCCAGCGCUAGCCCUAAUUGCAGAAACGUGGGCAAGAAACUGUAAGUUUGCACACAAUGGACAGCUGCAUUCGAACAGGCUGCACCCCAAUUUCUCUUCAGUGGGAGAAAACAUCUGGACUGGCUCUCUAUCCCUAUUCUCUGCAUCUUCAGCCAUCACAAGCUGGCGCAGUGAAGUUCAGGACUAUGACUUCGAGACUCAGAGAUGCACCAAGGUCUGUGGCCAUUACACUCAGGUCGUGUGGGCAGACAGUUACAAAGUUGGAUGUGCAGUACAGCAUUGCCACACAGUCGAUGGCAUUAGACAUUUAACCAACUUAGCACAUUUCAUAUGCAACUACGGACCAGGACAAAGCUACCAAAGGCCGUAUAGAAAAGGAUCUACUUGCAGCGCCUGCCCCAGUGAUGACAAAUGUUUGGAUAACCUCUGCACUAACCUAAAGCGAGACAAAGUCACAGAUUACUUGAUUGUGCAUCCUGACUGGCCAGUAUCUUCACGCAACAGAUACCUAUCUCUCUUUCUCAUUGUUAGUCCACCAAUCCUAAUACUGAGUGCUAUAAUGACCAUUUGGGUCAAGCACAAAUACCCUCACUUAGUUCUUCUGAACUAAUAUAAUCCACAAAAAAACACAAUUCAUUCACAUAUGGGUUGUUUUUUUUUUUUAAA
This is a messenger RNA of Enhydra lutris kenyoni (northern sea otter), 1333 nucleotides long. RefSeq names its product GLI pathogenesis related 1. The transcript is spliced from 6 exons. The record is from RefSeq and is a predicted model, not a curated record. Gene Ontology annotation, cellular component: extracellular region. Lineage: Eukaryota; Metazoa; Chordata; Mammalia; Carnivora; Mustelidae. The coding region runs from base 486 to 1277 and encodes 263 amino acids.